Messenger RNA from Chilo suppressalis (striped riceborer), 4614 nucleotides. The record is from the annotation of a GenBank genome assembly. Lineage: Eukaryota; Metazoa; Arthropoda; Insecta; Lepidoptera; Crambidae.
UUCUUCUCAGUACAAGGUCUCCCGGCGUAGAUUUACAAAUCGAUUGCGUAGCUUCUAGACAUUCAUGAGUGCUUGUAACAGCCCAAAUUGAAUAAAUGAUUAUAAAUCAUGCUCGGUUUUACUCGAUAACCUUGCUUGGCUUGUAUCAGAUAGGUCAUGAGCAAGCAUCCUGCGGAAAUCUGCGCAACGGUUUUUUGUAGAUAUCACAACACCGUCAUAUCAUUUAAAUAUACAUAAUAUACUUAUUGGUAGGUAUUUGUAUCAAUAAAAUACUGAAAAUAGAAUAAAAUUUUACAAAUACUACAACCCUGCAAAUGCAUGCAAGUCCACUUUGUUCUUGCUUGACCGUUUUAGGGUUACAUGCCCAAAGAGUAAAAACGGACUGUCGUCUGUCUGUCUGUCCGUAUGUCCCGGGUUUCUAGAUCGUAAACGGAAUGAGUUACAGAACUGAAAUUAUGAAGCAUGCUUGCCUCAAGACGAAUAUUUAAUUAGAAAUAAAAUAAAAAUAUUUUUCCUAUACAUAAAAAGGAGACGAUUUUUUAACCCAGCAUGUGACACAUCAUUGCCUAGAGAUAAAAUAUAAAUAUAUUUUUUAUUAUAUUUUAUUUUCAAGAAAUGGGGGGCUGUUUUUAAACACUAAACAAUGAUUUUACGAAACCCUAAUAGAGCGUGGUUUAGACUUGCGCUUGAUUAGUUUUUUUAUUUGGGCAUUUAUAUAAUAACGAAUGUAGUGAACAUCUAUGUAAGAAAAGAAAAAGGGUGCUAUUACAAUAAAAAAUUUAGGUACUUUCCCGGCAUUUUGGAAAUAUGCUGAAGCAAAGUACUUAAGUUAAUGUCGACGUAAUAACCCAGGUUUUGAGCAGAAGGAAAUUCCGGUUUCGGUGCAAUGUUUGCAAUUGAAUUAAGUAGCUAUUUCUUCAAAUUGUCUUGUUACUCAUUUAUAUCUUACAUUAAUUCAAAAGGAUUUAUUGUCUGAGGUUUAUUUAAUUAGUGAACAAUAAGGCUAUAUAAGUAAUUUGCAGUCUAGUCGCUGGUCGGUUGUCUCCGAGAGCGACUGUGAUUCAUUUGUUGUCUCCAUAAUAUUGCUUUGUAUUUAUUUAUAAUUACAAAUACGCCGCGAGUUAAACGCAAUUAAAAGCUUUUGUGUAACAAAAGAAGUUAGCUCCAAUUAGUAAUAUAGUUAUUAAGAAAGUUAAUAAUAUAAAGUUAAUUACAUGACAAGUAUUAUGUUACGAAUAAGUGUGAUAUUUUUUUACAUGGUGCCUGUAGUGUUCGUGGGUGCACAUACUCGUAGAUUUAUACCUAUUGUGACUACAGAUGAACUGGAUAACUAUAUUAGUCCAGAAGAUCUCAAGGAGUUCAUGAAGAUGUUUAACGAGACACAGACUCAGAGGCCACCAAAGACUGAAGUUGUCAGUUAUCUUGAGGAGAUUAAAACAUCGAUUCCCGACUUAGUGGGAUGUUUCGGAUUUGGAUCUCUUACAACGCAGAUACAAGCAAUGUUUAAUAUGAGACCAGAUUCAUCGGACCUUAUAAACACUCAUUUCUACUUCUCCUCAAGAAGACAACCAUUGCGAGCUCAGGUUUUUCCGGGUGAACAGUUCGGAUUAGAGUGGACUGAUUUUGACGCAGCCAGGAAGACGGUGUUGAUUGUUCAUGGAUUCUUGAGUCACAGCAACUCUUCAUGGGUCCUCGACAUGACAAAGGCAUUCCUGAAAUGGGCAGAUGUGAAUGUGAUAGCGGUUGACUGGAGUGCGGGUGGAAACACAUGGAAGUACUGGAGAGCGGUGGCCAACACGCGACAAGUUGGCUCUGAUAUCAAGAAGUUUCUACUCCAGCUGAAGGAAGCGACAGGCACUCGGUUCAAAGAUUUCCAUUUUGUAGGGCACAGUCUCGGCGCCCAUAUUUGUUCGUAUGCAUCGCAACACUUGGGAGGUGUUGCCAGAAUCACUGGCUUAGAUCCGGCACAGCCGUGCUUCAAUGCGGCAGACAAAGAUGAAAGGUUGGACCAAACUCACGCAGAUUUCGUCGACGUCAUCCAUACUAACGGCAGGUUGCUUCAGAAGGUUGGAUUUGGUCUACCUGAACCCACAGGUCACGCGGACUUUUAUCCCAACGGUGGCAUGAAACAGCCCGGCUGUCACAACAAGACGAAAUCAUCGUGGUCCAGCUACAUACCUUUUGCCGAUAAACUACAACGAGCUAUAUGCGACCACGGACGUGCGUACGUUUUAUUUACGGAAUCUUUGAUAUCUAACAAUAACUGUUCAUUCAGAGCUCAUCGAUGGAACUUAACAUAUGAAGGGGUGAACUCAAGUCUGGUAGCCGCGUGCGACAGGCGAGGUUCUUGCGCCGAGAUGGGAAUCAACGCAGUGGGACGAGACGGUAUAAUGCGAGCUUCCGGCCAGUACUUCGUGCUUACCACUGAACAGCCACCCUAUUGUCCUACGGAAGUCGAAAGGAGGCAUCCUCGCGCGGAAUUGCUACGAGACCUACUGCAUGGAUUUCGUCUGACCCGCAAUGCAACUGUUGAGAAUACUACGCCUAGGUCUGAUUACGCUGACCCGAUGGCCGUGGACAAUGACGUCACAACUACCACGAAAAGCAGUUGGUUCGGAAGGUGGUUCGGCUGACGGUCAAACCCUGGUCAUAGUCAUAACUAGUUUGAAAUAAAUUAUCUCUUUUUAUUAUUGCUAUAUCAACAAUGUUUUAUUUCGUUCGUUGCCCGUGGUCUAUGUGAUAUACAUAUUAUCAUGGAGGAGUAAUACGCCUAUGUUAUGGUUAGUUUAAACCUUAAUGUUUUGAAAAUGAAACAGUGACAAAAUCUUAUUUUGGACUAGUUAUCAAACCAUAUUUUAUUUAUUUCCAUUUUUAUAACCAUAUCCUGGUACUUUCUAGAAAUAAUGCGCGGCCGUCAAGCGUAAGCCUAUUUCAUGUAAAAACAAUGUUUUUAAUGUCCUCCUCCUUGUGUCGUGCUCCUCAUUGCUGAGGGUCGUGAUCUCCACGAAUUAUUUUGUGGACGAUCGCUUUCCACUUGUUGCGGUCUUCGGCAGUGUGGAGUGCAUCGCGGUCUCCAGUUUUGGUAUUGUCGCGGAUCUGGUCUGUCCAGCGCAUGGGGCUUUUUCCUCUCGGUCGCCUUUCCUGUACUUUUCCUGUCACCAGGAGCACUUCCAGCGUAUCGUUUUUCUUCCUUGCUAUGUGACCGAAGAAUUCGAGGAUUCUACGCAAACAGAAUUUGGACAGCCUAACGGUGACUCCCACUUCUUUAAGAUAUGACGCAUUUGUGCAGUGGGCUGUCCACGGAACUCGUAACAUUCUCCUACAACAUCACAUCUCAAAUGCGUCGAUACGAGAUCUGUCUGCCUUCUUGAGGGUCCAUGUUUCCGCACCGUCGGUGAAUAUGGAGAACACCAGAGUUUUCACCAGGUCAACCUUGGUCUUUUGUGAGAUCGAUCUAUCUGUCCAGAUCUUGCCUAGCCGGGUCAUCGCGCUCUUUGCCAUACCAAUCUGCUUCCGAACAUCCGGUUCCCGUUAUCCGCAUACAUACAUGGUAGAGCCAAGGUACACAAAACAGUCCACAUACUGGAGAUCGAGUCUCCCAUUGAGCUCCAGUUGUUUUGCUCGGUCUAUGAUCAUGACUUUGGUUUUUGAUUUGUUGAUCGAAAGGCCAAGUUCUCCACUCGCUCGUUCCAAUCGUUCCAGCAGUUUUCGAUCUCAGCUUCAUCAGUUGCAACGUUUUUGAUGUAGGAAAGUUACCAAAUUCGGGACACUUUAGCAUAUUCCUUAUUCAAUAUUCAAUCAUGACAUAUAAAUACUUAUUGUUAGUUAAUAAGUUACGUUAACUUGAUAGAUUUGAACACUGUUUCACAUUUCUACCACUCCUAAUCAUGCACAAUCUUAACGCCUUGGGCGCACGAUAACGAAACAAACAAUCCAAACGAUCGCAAAGUUUGUGUCUAACUCGAUCUCCCAUGGCCAGAUACACAAGAAAUGUCUUGAACUGAUAUCCGACUGUCGCUUCAACGGCGCUGAGUUUCCAUGCUGCGAAAGGUUCCAACCGGUCGACUCUGAACACGGACACUGCUACACCUUCAAUACUUUGCAAAGCGCGUGAGUGAGCAACCUAAUUCCGUUGUCAGUGACGUAAAACGAUAAACAACUGUAAGCCACGAUGCGUCGAUAAAGAUACUACUUUUACGAUUUAAAGUACUGACACAUAGACAAAGGCAGGGCCGGCCAGGGGAGGGGGGUUUUAUGGGACAAUGCCCUACUUUAAAAUACCAUACCAUUGUCUUACCUUAAAACGGUUAUUGGCUGCUAAUCUUAAGUCUGUAAUUGCCGCUGCGCUAUAUAAAUUAUAUCUCUAGCUGGACAGAAGGCGUAGGUGGCGAUUGCUGAUGUUAAAGAAGCAAAGUUGUGUGUUAAUUGUCUAAGCGACACUGCAGACUCAGCAUGAAAUUGGUAGAAAGAGUGGACGCGAUGGCAAUGGAUAGCAAGGGAACGCUUAGUCCGUCCGAGUGGUUGUGAAAACUGGCGUGUGUAGAUUUUACAAUAACAUACGAGUAGAUAAGGCUUAUCUUUAUAGAUCUAUAUCUACACACACAUUUUUACACA